Molecule: messenger RNA, 1849 nt
Organism: Dendronephthya gigantea
Lineage: Eukaryota; Metazoa; Cnidaria; Anthozoa; Malacalcyonacea; Nephtheidae
Product: apoptosis regulator BAX-like
Exons: 2
Coding region: 185-865 (226 amino acids)
Biological process (GO): extrinsic apoptotic signaling pathway in absence of ligand; regulation of apoptotic process; intrinsic apoptotic signaling pathway in response to DNA damage
Cellular component (GO): mitochondrial outer membrane
Molecular function (GO): protein heterodimerization activity; protein homodimerization activity
Source: RefSeq, a predicted model, not a curated record
CAUACACUUCGGGCUUCCGGUUAGAGUCGAAGCAUCCCGAAGCACGAGAGCGAAGUAAACCAGCGACAAAGGCUUAAAUAUUUGUGCCAAAUUUUCGGCUUUCCCGACAAAUUUUAACCUGUUGUCACUUGUUCCUAUGAUUUUGCUUCAAUUCAUUCAUUUGUGAUAAUAAAUUCUCAAAAAGAUGCCACCAAAUCAUGAUUCUCGUUCACCAAUAAAUUCGACCGGAGACACAAAAGGAGUAAUUUCAGAGCCGACGCAACACGCAGAAGAAACAACGACGACAACUACCCAUUUCAUCUCGAAUCAUCAUCCACCGCCAGGCCAGCAAAGAGCUCACGAAAGAACCUUCGCCAUUGUGCAGUACGUUUUGUUUUCUCUCCUUGGCAGAAAAGUGGAUCAAAUCCCAUCGGCAGAAGCGAAGAAAGUUAGCGAGUUGACAAAAGAGAUCCUCGAGAAACACGAUGUUUACAACGAAUUGUGUUCAAAUUUGGGUUUCUCUCCCGAAAACCUGCAAGAGCAUUUUGAAGGAGUCGCAGUGAAUAUUUUCGAAGAUGGUACUAUCAACUGGGGAAGAAUUGUCGCUUUGCUUGGCUUCAGUGUAAAAGUGGCCGAGCAUUUUCGCUCACAAGGUUUUGGAAACGAAUAUGACCGCUUCAUUGUUGAAUUGACAACGAAUUUUAUUGUGAUUAAAACUAACUCGUGGAUUCAAUUCAAAGGUGGCUGGGGAAACGUCAUAACACACUUCGAUACAUCAAGAAAGGUCGUUCCAUACUCUCCCCACCAUGCGACAUGGUUCAGAGGUGUCUUAAUGACUGCUACGGCGACCAUUGGACUCGGGGCUUUACUGGCCGUUUGCAAGUAACCCAGGCCCGCGCUGGCACUGAUCUCACAAAUUUGACUGGAUUGCCUUUACUAAAAGAUAUAGCUGGAUUAGCCAAGGUAGACAAAUGGACCUUCUCAGACGAAAAAAUAAUGUUAUAUGACUUAUAUCCGAUCAUAAAUAAUAAAACUGGAUGUAAUCUAAUAUCUCAUUUAUUUUAUCUCCCACUGAAAAUCUUUCAAGAUGGAAAAGUCCUCUCAAUCAUUUCCUAUAUCCAAAUCUAUCUCGAAACAAAAUUCCUCUUGUCUCGGGGCGCUUAUACCUCACAUAUCAGCGCUCCGAGUAACUUGAAACCUUUAACGCAAUCCAGUCCAAUUUGCGAGGUCAGUGUAGUAAGAUAUAUUUGACUGAAGUUCUGUUUUCUCGAGUCCUAGUUCCUAUUUUUCAGAAAAACAGGAAGUGGGCAUAGUUUUGGGGAACAAGAGUUUUUGUCAAAUAUGUCUACGAUUGCUUGCUCUGUUUUCUUGAGUCAUGUUAAGAUAUUGAGUUUGUAAUAUGAACUUCCUUUCAAAGUCCUUUCAAAGACUUGCCAGUGCUGUCAAACAUAACUAAAAUUAAAAACCUUUUCAUUCAAAUUACCAUUUAAACCAUUAAGUAUAGUUCACGAGUAUAGUUCACGAGGUCAUGCAUAUCAUAAUAUUUUAUACUUUUUAAAGGGUUUAAAAUUCGCAUUUCAUUAAAAAUCCCAUUACCGGACUUUCUUUCAAAGAUCUUUCUCCAAGUUUGCAGGAGCAUGUGAGCAAUUAUAUCUUCUCAAAGAGCAAUUCAUUUCUGGAAAUUACAUUCUGAACUGUUCUCAGUCUUUUUCAAUACCGUAAAUCAUAACUCAUGUUUAUUAACCGUCGAGAAAGCAUCAAUUUAGUCUCAUAUGUAUUAAAUAGACGAGCAAUCUCGUGUAAAAAUAUUUUAGCACUUUCUCACAUCACAUUCAUGAUAUUAUAUAAAAAAUAAAUACUUGUUUAUUUA